Penicillium angulare is the source of this 831-nucleotide messenger RNA. Its product is annotated as esterase/lipase family protein. NCBI's taxonomy places the organism in Eukaryota, Fungi, Ascomycota, Eurotiomycetes, Eurotiales, Aspergillaceae. The record is from RefSeq and is a predicted model, not a curated record. The transcript has a single exon. Gene Ontology annotation, molecular function: lipase activity. Gene Ontology annotation, biological process: lipid catabolic process. The coding region runs from base 1 to 831 and encodes 276 amino acids.
AUGCUGUCAAUCCGUUCAUUAUUUACGUCAGCCCUCCUGGCCCUUCCAGUCGCUCUUGCGACCGGAAUCAACGAUUUCUCCUGUGAAAGCUCUUCCAACCCCGUCGUCCUCCUGCACGGCCUGGGUGCCACAUACUAUGAAGAUCUGAACUUCUUGCAGUACUGGCUGCAGAAUGAGGGUUACUGCACCUACUCCCUUACAUAUGGAGCUUAUGAGGGCUUUCCGUUUGUUGGUGGUCUCAAAGCCAUCAACGAGUCUGCGCCUGAGAUCGCCGCCUACAUCCGUGAAGUUGUCGACAAGACCGGCAAGCCCAAGGUCAAUUUAGUCGGUCACUCUGAGGGUGCCUUCCAGUCUCUUUAUGUCCCCAAGUUCGAGGGUGUCUCCGGCCAGAUCGAUCGCAUUGUCGCAAUUGCACCACCUACCCACUCUACUACUUUCGCUGGUCUUUAUGAACUUGCCUACAUUCUGGGUAAUGCUACCCGGGAGAUUGUGGGUGAUGUUCUCGACACCGUUGGUUGCGCUGCUUGUAACGAUUUAGGCCCCGAUGGUCCUGCUGUUGACCGUUUGAAUGAUGGUACCCCUAUUGCCCAGCCGGGUAACAACAUUACUAUCAUUGCAUCUAAGACUGAUGAAUUGGUCACGCCGCCCACUACUGCGUUUGUUCAUGAGGAUGGCGUUCGGAAUGUUUGGGUUCAGUCGACUUGCCCGCUUGAUCCUGUUGGACACAUUGGAGAGGCAUAUGACUUGAAUGUUUGGAACUUGGUCAAGAACGCCUUGGAUGAUACUCCCGAUCGCAAAUUUGUGUGUCUGAUUGGGUCCCCUGGGAAAUAA